Molecule: messenger RNA, 525 nt
Organism: Dendrobium catenatum
Lineage: Eukaryota; Viridiplantae; Streptophyta; Magnoliopsida; Asparagales; Orchidaceae
Product: 40S ribosomal protein S30
Exons: 3
Coding region: 146-334 (62 amino acids)
Biological process (GO): translation
Cellular component (GO): cytosolic small ribosomal subunit; ribosome
Molecular function (GO): structural constituent of ribosome
Source: RefSeq, a predicted model, not a curated record
GUGGAGUAAAACUAGGGUUCUGUAGUAUGUAUAAAUCAUUGUGAUCAAUCGGUAAGCGUAACGCAUCACACGCCGAACUGCCGGAAUUCACAGGAGAGGAACUGAGAGGAAGGGAUCCCUCCUCUUUGGAAUCCAGAAAUACGCCAUGGGAAAGGUGCAUGGGUCUCUGGCUCGCGCCGGUAAGGUGAGAGGGCAAACGCCGAAGGUUGCAAAGCAGGACAAAAAGAAGAAGCCUAGGGGGAGGGCUUAUAAGCGGAUGCAGUAUAAUCGUCGCUUCGUGACUGCAGUUGUUGGCUUUGGAAAGAAGAGGGGGCCUAACUCGUCCGAGAAGUAAAGGUUGGAAAUUUAAAAUUAUACUAUUUGUAGGAACUGUAAGAUUUGCGUCUGCUGUAUUCUGAGAUGUAAUGGACUAAUUUCAUAUUUAGGGAUGGUACAUGAAUGUGAAGACCUAAUUUGUUAUGUUAUUCAAUGCAAUUUUCAAAGCAUGGAGUUCUAAGGAAAUUCAUGAAGCUAUUUUAAUGUUUA